ACAUCCAUAAAAUAAUGAAACAGCGCCUCGUUAAUUACGCAAACGGCAAUUGGUUUAACCGUGGGUAACAGAAAAAAGACGGAGAUGCUCAACAUCCAAAGCGAAAACGAGCACGUAAGAGACGGUUCUUUUGGUGUCAUUGGCACAGCGCUUUGCUGUUGCGAGGUCAGUGAACGAUAAAAGGGCUGAUCGAAAUGAUGAUGACAAGGGUUGAUCGAAGAGGCAAGCUUAUUUUAGCGGCAGGUUUAAUUAUUUAACCGAACGAGAACCACAAUAGUUGUAGUUUCGGCAAUUUACAGUCCCAGCUCACGUCAGCAAGAGAAGACACAUUGAUCUUGGAGAUCCCUUCGCCUCCAUACGACCAUGGCUCAGGACGUCGGAGAAUUGUUGGGAGCGUCAGUAGUUUUCGUUUUACUUUUAACUCUAUUGGCGAUUUUCACUCACCUGUUGCUCAGCAGCUAUGUGAGCAAAUGGAGACAGAUGAAGCCUAUUCCAGGUAUAAGCCCGACCUACCCUUUACUGGGCAAUGCGCUUGCCUUCAAGUCCAAUGGACGAGAUUUCUUCUGUCAACUGAUUGAGUACACAAAUGCAUUCCGGAAUGAGCCGCUGAUGAAGAUCUGGAUCGGUCCUGUGCCUUUUCUUGUUUUAUUUCACGCUGAAACCAUUGAGAUGGUGCUCAAUAACCCGAAGCACAUGGAUAAAGCCUACGCCUACAAGUUUCUCCACCCAUGGCUGGGCACCGGCCUGUUGACCAGCACUGGGGACAAGUGGCGCAGGCGGCGGAAGAUGCUCACCCCCACCUUCCAUUUCUCCAUCCUGACGGAGUUCCUGGAGGUGAUGAACGAGCAGGCGGAGGUGCUGAUCGAGAAGCUGGGGAAGCAGGCAGGCAAAGGGGCGUUCAACUGCUUCAACCACAUCACCCUCUGUGCCCUGGACAUCAUCUGUGAGACUGCAAUGGGCAAGAAAAUCUAUGCGCAGAGUAACUAUGACUCUGAGUAUGUCCGUUGUGUGUACAGGAUGAGUGACAUCAUCACCCGCAGGCAAAGGAUGCCGUGGUAUUGGCCGGACUUGAUCUACUACUUCCUGGGGGAGGGGAGGGAGCACAACAGAAGCCUGAAAGUUCUCCACUCCUUCACAGAGAAUGUGAUCUCCGAGAGAGCCGAGUACGUCUCCAGUAUUGAGUCGGACAGCGAGUCGGACCAGGGCACCAAGAAGCGCAGGGCCUUCCUGGACAUGCUCCUGAAGACCGUGGACGAGGACGGCAACAGGCUGACCCACAAGGACAUCCAGGAGGAGGUGGACACCUUCAUGUUCAGGGGCCAUGACACGACAGCAGCCUCAAUGAACUGGGCUGUCCACCUGAUUGGCUCUCACCCGGAAGUCCAGAGGAAGGUUCAGCAGGAACUCCGGGAAGUGUUUGGCGAGUCGGACCGCCCUGUUAACACGGACGACCUGAAGAGGCUGCGCUACCUGGAGUGCGUCAUCAAAGAGUCCCUGCGCCUGUUUCCCGCCGUCCCGUUCUUCGCCCGCAGCAUUUGUGAGGACUGCCACAUCAGCGGCUUCAAGGUCCCCAAAGGCGCCAACGCCGUCAUCAUACCGUACGCCCUGCACCGCGACCCGCGGUACUUCCCCGACCCGGAGGAGUUCCGCCCCGAACGCUUCCUGCCCGAGAAUUCGGUGGGGAGGCCCGCGUACGCGUUCGUCCCCUUCUCUGCGGGACUGAGGAACUGCAUAGGUCAGCGCUUUGCGAUAAUGGAGGAGAAGGUUGUUUUGGCUUCAAUUCUGCGCAACUUCAACAUUGAGGCGACCCAGAAGCGGGAGGAUCUGCACCCCCUGGGGGAGCUCAUUCUCCGGCCCGAACAGGGAAUCUGGAUCAAGAUAGAGAAGAGAGCGCAGUGAUACCCCCUCCACCCGCCGCCCUCCACUCAUUUCUAACCACAUCCAGUCUCCUCAAUCCACCUACACCCGCCCCCACCCACCUCCGCCCACGCCUACAAUUGCAUGCACACACGUACACACACACACAGACGCGCACACACGUACACACACACAGACGCGCACACAAACACACACACACAGAGACACACACACGCACAAACACACACGCUAUCUCAUGCAUGCACAGACAACAACAUUACAGUAUUGCAUAUGCCCCACUGAAAGUCUGUGCAUGACCCUGCUGACAGGGAAAAUAUCCAUGUUACACACGCACCGAUGCCUCCCCUCUCUCUCACACACACACACACACGCACACGUACGUACACACACACACACACUCACGCACACACACAGACACACACACACACACAGACUCACACGCACACACACACACACACACACACACCCAGCUUCCCUGUACCCAUCACUCCUUGCAGUCAGACUGUGGGAGUAUUUCCCAUAAGCCCAUUCUCUCAGUCAUUACUUUCUUCAUUUCCUUCCUUUUUCCUGCCGGUGCAGUGCUCAGAGUGUGACAAUGAAGUUUCCCCUCAAACCCCCUCGUAUAUCACAGUUUGUACCACCGUGUCACUCUCUUUAAAAAAAUCCAUUCGUUCCGUGCGGCUUAACUGAUCCUUGGCUGGGCUCCUGGCUGGAGAGCAUGAAAAUGAAAAAUGUUAUCUGGGGACUGAACAGACUGAGGUGGAAACUGGACAAACCCACACCUCCCACGCAAUCAUCUGUAGAUCAAGCCCUUAAUUGGUAAAAUAUUUAUUUGACUUACAAUUACUUAAAUAGUUAUUGGUUUAUGUUAGUUAUAGUACAUUUUCCCCAAAUAGCUCCAAGCAUCAUACUAUGUUCACUCAAAAAAUAAAGUAAAAGGAAUAUGGGUUUCGUUUCCUUGUAAGAGGAACUUGUGUUAUUACAUUGUAGUUAAAUAUGAAAGUUCUGUGUAAUUGCUCCAUGUAGCCACAGUGCAGUUUCCCAAUAUAACAUGAGUUGUGUGGUAUGAACAGGUAUGUUUGGUGUGUGGUUAGAUUGAGGGUUGUGGUCCCAUUAAUGGUUUGCUUGGGGGCAUUUAACAGUUAUUACAUGUCUAAUUGUAGAAAUUUGUUCUCUAUUACACAUUUAUUACUGUUUGGGUUGGUAAGUACAUAUGUAACUGACACCGUAUGUAACAAAUGUAACUGACACCAAAUAUAGUGUUAGUGGCAGCAUACAUGUGUCACAUUAUUACAUGAAGUCUUGGUGUCAUAACCCCUUGUGUCUGGUGAUGAUGGACAUGUGAUAGAUUCACCGUAGAUUACAGGCUAAUGACAAAUAAAGAUAGUCUGGCAUGGCC
Molecule: messenger RNA, 3277 nt
Organism: Anguilla rostrata (American eel)
Lineage: Eukaryota; Metazoa; Chordata; Actinopteri; Anguilliformes; Anguillidae
Product: cytochrome P450 4V2
Exons: 11
Coding region: 364-1899 (511 amino acids)
Molecular function (GO): oxidoreductase activity, acting on paired donors, with incorporation or reduction of molecular oxygen; iron ion binding; monooxygenase activity
Source: RefSeq, a predicted model, not a curated record